AUGCUGCUUCAAAAUUCUCCUUCUCUUCCACCCCAGCCGUCCACCCCCACCGAAAUACUGGCUCUUCCUUCAGUUCUGAUAGAUUUUAUGGCCAUGACAGUGUGCGAUCUUAUACCUUCUAGAAAAUGCAAAUCUCAGCAGAAUACCUUUGGGCAAGAUAGACACCCUAUGCCAGAACUAGUUCAUUUCAUUCAAAAGAUCACAUUUUCAGCCGGUGUCAACUGCCGUACUGCCCUCGUGGCUCUCAUCUACCUUGAUCGCGCAAAGGCCGCGUUACCCAAAGGUGCUGCUGGUGGCCACGAUACUCCUCAUCGUAUGUUUCUUGCUAGUAUGCUAUUGGCAUCAAAGUAUUUGCGUGGAACGCGAUGGUCGCCACCAUUCUCUCCUCACCAGCCACUACUACCAACCGUACCUUCAUCAUGGCAACAUUACUACUCUUAUCUUUCCAGUAAUCCUUCUUAUUGUCUCGGCCCACUGACCAAUGCCCAGCUAUCCAAUCUGUGUUCUGGCCUGUUCUCACUCGAGCAAGUCAAUACUAUCGAACGCGCCUUUCUAAAACUCAUCGACUAUAGAUGUUGGGUAGACGACCUGGAAGUCAAGGAAUUUGUACUCAAGCACCGUGUAGAUUUUUCUCUUUAA
Phycomyces blakesleeanus NRRL 1555(-) is the source of this 639-nucleotide messenger RNA. Its product is annotated as cyclin. The transcript is spliced from 3 exons. The record is from RefSeq and is a predicted model, not a curated record. Gene Ontology annotation, molecular function: cyclin-dependent protein serine/threonine kinase regulator activity; protein kinase binding. NCBI's taxonomy places the organism in Eukaryota, Fungi, Mucoromycota, Mucoromycetes, Mucorales, Phycomycetaceae. Gene Ontology annotation, cellular component: nucleus; cyclin-dependent protein kinase holoenzyme complex. Gene Ontology annotation, biological process: regulation of cyclin-dependent protein serine/threonine kinase activity. The coding region runs from base 1 to 639 and encodes 212 amino acids.